AUGGGAGAAUUGCGCGAUAAUGCCUCGAAUACGCGCUCAAUCUCCACUGCUCGAACCUGGAGUCUACUUACAGAUAAUGGCACAUUUCCACUUUCUUACUUUUGUCUAAGUUCUGAUAUUAUCACCCCUCCUAUCGUACACCUUUUACAGAGCUCCGGCAACACACGCGUUCGCCUAAGCUUCGCAAUUCUGAACCAUCCACUCACAAGAAAUAAAAAUAGGAGGAAGAUGCUCGCUAUUAACCGCGUCUUUCUGGCACUUGACCAUGUCCUCGUUAUUUUGAAUGACUGGGCAUUGUUCGCAGUUUUAGUAAGCCAAGUAUACGCUUUUUCGCAGCCUGUUGACCAACCUAGUACUAGGUUUUCGUGUUUUUUUGUCUCCUACCUAUACUUUACGGACAGACCGUCUUUACAGCCAGAAAAUUCUUCCUAUCUAGAUGAUGGCUACAUUGGCUAUAGAGAUAUCUAUCUUGCAUCUUUACUUUUUGAUCUUCGGGCUCGCCAGCUCACGGUUUUGUCGUACCGUGUGGAUGAUAAGAGGAUCCACGGCAAGUGCGGUUCUCUGAACCUCACAUACCUAAUUAAGGUUCUCAUCAUUACAAAGCUUCUGGUGGCGACGAAGAAGAAGAUGGGCGCGAUAGUCAUCUCCGGUAUUGGCUUAGGCAUCUGCUUGUCCCCCCACUGGUGA
This is a messenger RNA of Lindgomyces ingoldianus, 687 nucleotides long. RefSeq lists its product as uncharacterized. NCBI's taxonomy places the organism in Eukaryota, Fungi, Ascomycota, Dothideomycetes, Pleosporales, Lindgomycetaceae. The coding region runs from base 1 to 687 and encodes 228 amino acids. The transcript is spliced from 10 exons. The record is from RefSeq and is a predicted model, not a curated record.